Molecule: messenger RNA, 4564 nt
Organism: Trachymyrmex cornetzi
Lineage: Eukaryota; Metazoa; Arthropoda; Insecta; Hymenoptera; Formicidae
Product: semaphorin-1A
Exons: 16
Coding region: 705-3515 (936 amino acids)
Biological process (GO): neural crest cell migration; semaphorin-plexin signaling pathway; positive regulation of cell migration
Cellular component (GO): plasma membrane
Molecular function (GO): chemorepellent activity; semaphorin receptor binding
Source: RefSeq, a predicted model, not a curated record
GUUGGUGGCAGCGGGCAGUCGGGGCAGUUGCGACUGGAGCGGCGUGUGACUCGUGUUACGUUCCGUCCCGUACGUGUUUUUCGCGCCGCGGUCGAAGACUCUGCGUGUGCGACGCGUCCGCGUGGCUCACGGUUUCUCUUUUCUUUUCUCUUACUUUUCUUUCGCGCACCGGGCGCGUCAUCGUUAAAACGGCCGGCGCCGCGCCGGAUUGUUGUGAAACGCAGCAGGUGACGCGCGGCCGGUCGCCGUCGCGGCAGUUACUGGCAGUUUACAGUUACCGGACGUUAUCGAAAGUGACGCAGUGACGCGUUCGGUAAAGGCGGAGUGGUGUUCUAGUGUUACACUUUAUUGUGCCAAGCAUCGGUUUCUUCCCUCGUUCGACGGCCCCUCGCACUCCAGUUUACAAUCUCUUUCUCUCUCUCUCUCGCUCUCUCUCGACGGACUCCUUCGCCGCACCACUCGAAAACUGGACCCUGUCGCGCCCGGAAAGAGCGUUUCUUCGGGAACUUUUGUGGCGGACGAUUACUCCGAUCGCUCAGCGUCGGCGGUGAGGACUGCUGUGGACACUCGGUGUAACUCGACGCGCAUUCGUCGACCAUCCGAUUGGCUCUGUCUUCUCGGAAUGACGAUCAGUGGCAGCGAUGAUGAGGCUUGAAAGUUACCGUUGAUUUGUCGGACAUCCUGCAGGGCCAUUUGUUUCCAGGAUGAGCGCGUCGCUGCGGAUUUUGGCUCUGAUCAGCUUUGCCGCGCAAAAUGUGGCUUGGCCACAGGAUCCCAUUCCUAGACUGCACCUCAAACAUCGUGAGGUGAUUGGCCAGCGGUUUCUGGGAAAUGAAAGCCAUGUGGAGCACUUCAAGCUCUUAGAACGUGCGACAACCUCUAUCCUGAUUGGUGCCAGGAACGCCAUUUACAACAUAAGUCUGCACGACCUAACGGAGAUCGCCGACCAGAGAUUGCAAUGGUCCAGCACUGAGGCGCAUCGCGAGCUUUGUUACUUGAAGGGCCGUAGUGACGACGAGUGCCAGAACUACGUGCGAGUGUUCGGCAGGCAAGGCCCUGAUCGCUUUCUCGUUUGCGGCACAAACGCCUACAAACCGCUCUGCAGACAAUUCACGAUCAAGGAUGGAGCGUACGUGAAACAGAGCGACAUGGAUGGUUUAGGACUCUGUCCUUACGAUCCGCGGCACAAUAGCACAGCGGUUUUUGCCGAGGGACAGUUAUACGCCGCGACGGUGGCCGACUUCUCUGGCGGAGAGCCGCUGAUUCACAGAGACAAAAUUCGCACCGAACGCUCGGAUCUCAAUCAGUUGAAUGGUCCGAACUUUGUCAGCACAUUCGCAUAUCAAGAUUAUGUAUUCUUCUUCUAUCGUGAAACAGCCGUAGAAUACAUGAAUUGCGGAAAGUCAGUCUACUCGCGAGUUGGGAGAGUCUGUCAGCACGAUAAGGGCGGGCCACACGCAUUUAGCGACAGAUGGACGAGUUUCCUGAAAGCGAGGCUCAACUGUUCGGUACCGGGAGAGUACCCCUUCUAUUUCAACGAAAUACAGUCAACGAGCGAUGUUACGGAUGGUCGAUACGCGGGGAAGUCCGCGCGUCUGGUGUAUGGAGUUUUCACGACCCCAGUGAACUCCAUCGGCGGCUCAGCUAUUUGUGCAUUCUCUAUGGACAACAUUCUCGAGGUCUUCCAGGGUGCUUUCAAAGAACAAGAGACUAUAAACAGCAACUGGCUGCGAGUAGCUCAGGAAAAGGUACCUGAGCCCAGACCCGGUGCCUGUGUUAACGACUCCAGAACACUUCCGGACAUCACUGUUAAUUUCGUCAAGGCACACCCCCUCAUGGAUGACGCAGUGCAAUCUUACUUUUCAUUACCUGUGAUAACUAAAACCAGUUUCAAUUAUAGAUUUACCAAAGUUGCGGUAGAUUCUCAAGUAAAGGCUUUGGAUGGUAAAGCUUACGAUAUACUCUAUAUCGGAACAGAUGAUGGCCGCGUUUUGAAAGCACUUAACACACGUGCACCAGAAUCAUAUGACAAUGUUGGUCAAGUUAUUGUCAGUGACGUCCAAGUGUUAAAAUUUGGUCAAGCGGUCAAAGAUCUUCUGGUAGUUCAUCUAGCUGGCGAAGCAAGUAAACUGGUGGUGUUUGCGGACUCUGAGAUCCGCGCAGUUCCCUUACAUCAUUGUGACUCACCUGCUGCGGCUACUUGCAGAUCUUGCGUCGCCUUACAAGAUCCUCAUUGCGCCUGGGAUGCAACCGCGAACCUCUGCGUGGCGGUACUGACGAAACUCCACGACAACGACGCCGACAAGACACUGUUUCAAGAUAUCCCGACCGGUAGACAUAGAAGCUGCGGGCAUGAGCCAGAGGUAACGAAGUCCGUCCAACCAGCAGUGGCGCGCGAAAUUGGGCGCGAAGAGUCCGAUGGGGAGAAUGAAAUCAUCAUCGAAUUGGAUCGGGAAAAUCAGUACGGUCGUACACAGCCAAGGGCUAAUGAGCCUCAAGGCGUGACCGUAACACCGGUAGUAUAUUCUGCCCAAACAUUAACGGGUGCGCUAAUAGGGACCUGUUUCUGUUCUCUGGUGGCUGGUUUCGCCUUUGGUUUCUGGUUCUCUCAGAGAUUACGCGGAUCGUCAUACCCAGAACCCUCCGAGCAACGACAACAACUCAAUCGACUAACAGAGAGCUCGGAGUCGCCUGGAUUCAACAACAAGUCCAUCAAUCUCGUGCUGAAUGUGCCGCCCAAGAAUCCGAAUGGCAAGAACGCGAAUUCGUCCGCGGAAAACAAGCCAGUACAAAAGGACCCCACGGGUUCUGGCGCAUCUUCCACCUCCUCUUCCUCCGACCUCGCGGAAUCGGAUGAGCGCAACGACGAGGACGGCGACGACGACGAGGACGACGACGGAACGACGCCCACAAGCCUCACCACCGGUAUCGCCACGGAUCAUACUAACAACACGCAUAAGCCGGACGAGGAUCACUACGAGGAUCAUUAUGAGAGUAUCGGGAAUGAUGAGGUCUGCACACUCGAAUACUUCGAUGGUUACGAUACGCAGCAACGAUCCGCAGAGGCUCAGAGAUGUAGUCAGUACCAUCAGUCCGAGUCCGACUGCGUCGAGACGACAUUGAUGAACGCGCCGACGUGCGAAGAAUCCGGCGGCAGCGACAGUGCAAACAGUUUUGACGAUCUCUGUGGGCGACAUCCUACCAUCGAAAAUGAUCUAUUCGAUCGGCACGGUGUGACGAGCAACGCGAGGGAUCAUUAUAUGGUGCCCACCCGAAGUCCCCGUGAACUUAACGAGAAAAUCCUAUCGCUCUUUAAUCCGCAAUUCCUGCCAAACUUCAACAACAUGGUCACGUACAUGGCCGCGCAUAGUCCGCCACCGCGAUCUCAAUCCAUGGCCCAAUACAGCAGGGAGGACGACAAUUUCCUUCUUAGGGACAGGAACUAUCGUAAACGCGACGAUACGAACUCAGUGUGUUUUCGACGAGGACUUACUCACGAAGCGCCGCGAGAGUGACAGUACUUUCGCAUCAGCGGACGAAGCGAUUCGCUCUCUGUUUAUGAUUUGAUUACGAGUAUAACAUCUAGCAACGUGACUUUGUGCAUCUGAGAUAUUAGCAGUGCUAAAAGUGAGAAACUGUAUGUAUCUUCUACAACAUUACGAAGAAGAGCCGGGAAUUAUUAUGGAUAUGGUACUACGUGCAGCGAAACCCCUCUCCCCCUUUUCCCGUAGCUUCAUAAUGAACACGUGGCUGAAAGUUACGUCGGAAAAUACUAUCGUGAUCACAUAGCGACACGUAAAUGUCGACGGCGAAUAGUCUCGUGAUAAGCCCAGGAUCUACUUUUUUAUAGUAUUUUCAAGCUUUGCCAAGUAUCGUCCGUCGCGCGAUUCCACACUCGCAACUACCGUGGAAUCAUUCUGUAUAGGAUUCAAUUUGAAGUCUUUUUCUUUUUUUCGUCUCGAUAAUAAUAAUAGAAAAAGUCAAAUGUAAGGGAAAGCAUAUGCCGACAACAACGACGACGAAGAUUGAAUCGUAGUAAUGUAAUGUGAUACCAUAUGAGGACUGUGUUCGUAGCAGUGGCCUGUUAGGUGCUUAGACUGAUGCAAGAUAAAACGAAAAACACUCUGUAGAGACAUUUAAGCAUUCGCGCGAAAGACGAGGCGUGCCUUCCGUGUAUUAAUUGUUGGCAGAUCUUGAUCUAUAACAGGAACGGAGUGUUAAUAUGGCCGGUAUAGAUUCGGGCAAGUGCCUCAUUUAUGCGUUUUGUUUAAGAUAUUCAAUAGAACGGAACGAAGUAUAGAAGGAAAGAGAAAAGAAAGAGAAAGAGAGAGAUCUAAGUAAGACUAAUUUGAAUAUCAUUGUGCACUUAUUGCCGUGCUGUGAGUACUGGUAAUGGCGGGGAAUACGAACGAGAGUAUGUUUAUCAAUAACUUAGCUCUCGCGGGCAUAUAUAACGGCAACAGUAUAUAGUUUCUUCGAGGAAUAUACAUGUUAAAAAUGCUAUGAUAGUGCAAAAAUUUACAUAAAGUUACAUAAAGUUGCGGCAAAAAGAAAAUUGGAAAAA